Molecule: messenger RNA, 4383 nt
Organism: Gaeumannomyces tritici R3-111a-1
Lineage: Eukaryota; Fungi; Ascomycota; Sordariomycetes; Magnaporthales; Magnaporthaceae
Exons: 2
Coding region: 2008-4050 (680 amino acids)
Source: RefSeq, a predicted model, not a curated record
CCCCGCGCUCGGCACGCGGCACGCGGCAGAUAUUAAAAUGGUCCGCAUCAUGGCGAACCGUUGCCUUCACCUGGCAUCGACCCCCCAUUGGCGCUGCGGGCAGGCGUGAGCUCGAGGGCCGAGGGAACAGCCGCCCCGAGACAUGAGCGGUGUGUGUGUGUGUGUGUGUGUGUGCGACACCAGGGCUUCGACGGCGUUGCGGCAAAUGGUGUCUGGUGGGUUUUCGGGCCUUUUUCCUCGAUGCUGAUUUACCGAGGCAUCAGGCUUCCUUGCCAAGAACGCCGACCCACCAGAGCAAGAGAGACUUUGGUACUGAUGUUGGCUUCUCUCCAGCCCUGUGAGCUUUGGCAGAGGAGAAAAAGCAAAGAGCUGAUACAGCACGAUAUCGUUCCUCCGGGCACGGCGCUAGCAAGGAGGUACGUACCAGGUACGUGGGUGCUUGCCACACUUAUUGAGGCCAGCACCCAGGCAUCAGCAAAAGCUCCUGGGCCAGGGAGGCCUCAGAUCACAACAGGAAAGCAGCUUAUGCGGGGUCGGUAGGAUGAAGGGUAAUCAAAGGGACAGACCUUUUGUUUUCUCGUGAGUGCCUGCAGUCGUUCUUGCCGUUGCUUUCGGUUGAUGAUAUGGUCGGGGCCAAAGUUGGCGGCUCCGUGACUGGCACGAUCCAGGGCCCCCGCUUUCCAGUGCGCUGAGUUCCCCGCCUUUGCCCCAUCAGUUCAACUCAUCUUCCACAAUGGAAUCCAUACCGCCAUCGCCCGUCCACGGUGCGACAAAAGAACCUCUUGAACACCCGCCAGACAUGGAUACCUACAUAUGCCCAUCAUCCGGCACAUCAUUGGAGUCUUUGCCAGCACGCACGCCGACCUGAAACAAAGGCUCCUGUCGUCUCUGGCAGCGAUGCCGGCUCCCCACCUCCCUCCCUCACUCGAUCCUCGUGGGAUCACGCUCCACUCUUGAGGCUGAGUUGCUACUUUUGCCUUGUCUCGUUUAUCAUCUACCCAGGUACCUACCAGCCUUCAUCGCACCCAGGGCACAGGAUACCAAGAUGGCGGUCGAGCAAGGCGCUCGACCUCGAAGGAGGCUAGGAGUCCAAACCAGGCACUUUUGUUGGUUACCACUGGAAACAAAAGACCCAACCCUACAUUUGUGGCCUGUGACAGCCCCCGUGACGCCUCCCCCACGGUUGCCUCGAAAGACGAAAAAGAUUGGCACCGGGAAGAUGUCCCGUUUUCUUCUCUCUCCAGCUGCGACAAAAGUCUGUCGUGCUUCUCCGUGCCUCUCCUUUGCGUCGAUUCUACGUCCGGACGGUCGCCGUGCCCCCUGCCCGAUUCUGACUGGCUCGGGCGAGCAUCGAAGCAGGCGCAGCAUUCUUGCAUGCGGCUCUUCAACCUGGGCUGCCCAAGAUUCAGUACUUAACACCUGCCUCUGCAGGGCCAGAAGGCCCCUUGUCGCCCCAGCUCCUGAGGCCCUUCUUCCAAGCUCCCCUCCCUUCCACCACCAUUUUGUUCCCAACGCCGGCCCUCGCACACUUGGCACCGGCGGACCUGGCCGUGAGAGCGGCCUCGGUUCCCCUGCGCCAGCCUCUUGCCUCCGUUUACUCUGGUCCAGUAGCGCUCUGGCCCUGGCGCGUCGCCAGGCUGUGCAGAACGGCCGACUCCACAGCAGCCGGUCCAACAACGCACCCCAUUACCGCACAUCAGGUUCCCGCUCUGCCUUGCUAGACCCGAGGGAGCUUGCUCAAAAUCCUAGUAGCCACUCGUUUGUGUAACCUGCGGCUACCUCUCAUCUAUAACCACACCGGUCCCUUCUAGAACAUCUCGCCGUUCCUUCUCUCCCUCCUGCGCCCCUCCCUCGCUUACUAGUUGACGGCCCCUUGACGCUCAAGUUACGUGACUUGCUUCCUCGGUGUGAGCUCGCUGUUUAAAAGCUCCGUUGCUCCUGCUCAGGGGUCGCAUCUGACCAGACCGACCCCCUCAUUCCAUCGCCAACCAGAUCACAGCCGCCAUCAUGUCCAACAAUAAGAAGCGCGGCCACGAUAACACAUCGCCACAGCGUAGCGAAUCCAUGAGGCCGGUGCGGACCCAGCCGCCCAGGCUGAUCAUCAGCACCUUGACCUCCGAUCGCUUCGACUCCUCCCCGCUGCAGCCUGUGCCGACCCCGGACAGCCAGAUUGUGUACAACACGAUGCGCGAUGCCGCCGCCGCCGACCGGCUGACCGCGCCGUCGGUUCGGUCAGCAACCAUGUCACGCAGCCCGUCUGCAGCCAGCUCCAACUCGCUCAGCAACGGCAUCGAUGACCUGAGAGUGCAGGAACCCCCCUCACCCAACACCAGGAAGCGGAAACAACCCAAGCGCAGCGGCCCCCUUACCGAGGCAGCAAAGACAAAGGCGGCUUUCCUGAGGAGGAUAGGCGCAUGCAAAGAUUGCCGUAAUCGCAAAGUAACCUGCCAACUCUUCCACCACGACCUCAGGCUCUUCGAGCAGGGAUAUAUGGAACGGGCUCACUUGCCACCAAGGGUGCAGACUUUCUACAACCAGUCAUCGCCACCGGGGCCGCCCGCCAUCGAUCUCUUGGGUCUUCUGCCCAUGAACUACCCGUCGUCAGCGCCCGGCUUGCCUCCCCUGAGCAAUUUGCCACAGGACCUGAUUGGAGUCGGUGGGGACUCACGGUGUCACCAGCCCAGCGCUCCCUCCCAGCACGAACUAUCGGCUGAACUCGAAACUAUGCUACGGGAGGGGCAUUUCGACGCCAAUGCUGUGUCGCCUGUUACAGCCAUGUCGUAUGCCUCGCCCAUGCUGCAGAAUGGACUGGUAUCUCCCGCCACGCCAGAGGCCCUAAGUGGCCGGCACCUCUUCAACCCUAUCUCGCGCCUCCCGUCGCCAACUAUAUCAUUACCAGCGGCCCAGGGCUUCAUUCAACUCUUUGGGUCCAGUGACGUCGCACAGAAGCCCAAUUGUGUUCCCAUCGGCCGACUGAUUGACAACAAUCUUGGGUUCUGGGAGUGCCGAGGGGGCGGCCAUCACGGGGGCGGCACCCCCUCGAUGGUCUCGUCGACGAACACGUCAACCGUCCCGGAGGUAUGCCUCCGCCACCUCGCAUCCCUGCAGGAGCUAUUGAGACAUUACAACCUGGAGCAUGGCCGGUACCAGCAUCUAGAGGACCCCUAUAUGUACAAAUGCUCUGGCUGUCAGUUCCUCAGCCACCUCGCCGGUCUGCAGUGCCCGAGCUGCGACCGAAAGCUGGUCAACGGGUCCCUCUCUUGGGAGCAGUGGUAUUAUGUAUCCCUGCUCGGGCCGGCAAGCCUCGCGGCAGAGCGGAUCACCUCGGUACCUAGCGGAGCGGGCCUUUCCCCCUUCCAGUUUCACGGCAACUCCAGCUCUGGCUUCUCUCCGUCCACCCAACCGUUCAACGGCUCAUACUCCAACUUGCUGCACCCUUCACAACAAUACUACCGCGGGGCGGAUGGCCGGGGGCGCCACAGGAAGAACAAGGAUACCAGCGGGUCCGCGUCUGAAAAGGCCCGAGACGACCUCAACAGCGAGCCCCAGAGCGCAAAGUCCGCCUGCCCCUUCCGCCAACUGGUCCCGGCCACGCUCGAACCCAUGUGCUCACCAGUGGACAACAAAAUGUGUGGCUGGCGCCAGCCCAGCCGCAGUCGCAGUCGCAGUCGCCGGCGCAGCCGCAGCCGACCGUGCAUGCCAUCGCCCCGGGGUUCCUCCUGUCCGCUUUCGGUGGCGGGCAGGCCCGCGGCGGCGCUGUUAUUAGCUACCGGCCGCUGGCUACUGCCCCUCUUGCUGGCGGUCUUUCUCUUGUGCGCCCUCGCGCUCUCAUCGUCGGUUUCUGCCGCCUCUCCCCCCGUUGGAGACGUGGACGUGCUCGGUCCUCUCUCGCGCACCCGGCUGCAGAACUGGGUCCUCCUGUCCGCGGGCGGGCUCCUGGGCACUUGGCUCCUGGGCACCGUCAGUGCGGGCGUGGGCGCGCUGGGUCGUCUGCGGAUGGGUGAGAAUGCCGGACUGGCCGCGCCGAACCUGGUUGCUGGUGUUGUGUAAGCUUUCCCUUCGUCUGUAUUUGCGGGUGUCCAAGAUAGGUCAUGUCUAUGUUGUCGUUGGUUCCCGAUAGGUAUCGCUCGGAAGUCUAUUGUGGUAAUCGUUUCCUUCCUUCCCCCACCACUCCUUGUUGUUUCUGCCAGCCACGAUGGGCUGUUGAAAUGUUUUAUGUACUCCUUACAAGGUCUUUAAUCAUCCUGUCUACUAUUCCCUUUCAUUAUAUAAACGCAUCUCAAACCUAAUUUUUGUAUAAUCCAGCACGCAUGCUCACAUCUUGUCUGGCUCCUUCACACAACCCAACCCACUGUUUGCUGGUUUUUGUCGGCGAGUGACGUG